Fomitiporia mediterranea MF3/22 is the source of this 1143-nucleotide messenger RNA. Its product is annotated as WD40 repeat-like protein. The transcript is spliced from 11 exons. Bases 48 to 1025 code for a protein of 325 amino acids. The record is from RefSeq and is a predicted model, not a curated record. Gene Ontology annotation, biological process: regulation of actin cytoskeleton organization; TOR signaling. Gene Ontology annotation, cellular component: TORC2 complex; TORC1 complex. NCBI's taxonomy places the organism in Eukaryota, Fungi, Basidiomycota, Agaricomycetes, Hymenochaetales, Hymenochaetaceae. Gene Ontology annotation, molecular function: protein binding.
CUUGACUCUUGAAUAUUCAUUGACGUGUUUUUUUAUGUCAAGGUAGCAUGCCAGUGCAGACAUCAACAAAGGCUAGCGCAGCUCGUCAAGACCUGUCGGUUAUCCUCGUCACAGGCUCAUACGACCACGAAAUUCGAUUCUGGGAAGCAUGGAGUGGUAUAUGCUCAAGGACUAUAGCUCGCUCUGGUGAUCAAGGCCAAGUGAACAGAUUGGCUAUAUCUCCGGAUAAGCGAUUACUUGCUGCUGCUAUUCACAAGAAGGUCAACAUAUAUGAGAUAGCAAAUAUGUCUAAUGCAGUUCUCCAAACGUUUGAAGGCCACACCGGAAAUGUCACAGCAGUCCAGUUCCACGCUGAAGGAAAGUGGGUGGUUACUGGUAGCGAAGACGGGACUAUCAAGGUUUGGGAUCUAAGGAGUAACACUCACCACCGAAAUUAUGACAACGGUGCUGCUGUUAACGACGUGGUUAUACACCCCAAUCAAGGGGAACUGAUUUCGUGCGACCAAGCGGGAAGCAUUAAACUUUGGGAUCUUUCGGAGAAUGUUUGCAUGCUUGAUCUUGCUCCGGCGGGUGAUGUACCCAUACGGUCUGUGACGAUUGCGUCGGACGGAUCGUGUCUCGUGGCUGGUAAUAAUAAGGGCAAAUGCUACGUGUGGAAGAUCAAUGAGGAACUUUCAGAUCUCCCGCGGUUCCAAGCGAUCACGAAGUUCCAAGCGCAUAACAAAUAUCUCACUCGCUGUCUUCUGAGUCCCGACGUUCGGUAUCUAGCCACGUGUUCUGCGGAUACAACUGUGAAGAUUUGGUCAAUUGGGCGAAAUUGGGAGUUCAAGCUUGAGAAGAUCUUGCAGGGACACCAGCGCUGGGUCUGGGACUGUGCUUUCAGCGCCGACUCGGCCUACCUCGUUACCGCUUCCUCGGACCACGUGGCACGUCUCUGGGAGAUGCAGUCCGGGGAGACCGUGCGCCAGUAUAACGGCCAUCACAAGGCCGUGGUAUGCUGCGCAUUACACGAUGGAGCUGGCUGAAGCGUACUCGUGCAACAAGUUCUUCUGUUCCAGUUCCUUCUUUUUUCGUCAUCUACUUCCGCAUGUGUAUUUACCCGUAUAUACGUACCAUCCCACCCACGUACAUCACCAAUAAAAC